CUCGAGCGUCGUUUAAAUGUCGCAUUAUGAUUAACAUUAAACGAAUGGCCACGCUUGAAUUUCGGCGGGUAUCAAAUCAAAAUCAGCUCUCGUUUGACGAGGAAUUGGCACGCGCGAUCGAAACGCGAGAUUCUCGUUCGAUAAAUCGACAGUCUCCCGUACUCGAGGCCGUUGGCACUUGUUCGCAUUCAGCUUCCAGUUUGCGCUCCACUGUCGGUUUUAGCGUUCACCUUUAAGAUCGCCGCUGAUCACCUUUAAGAUCGUGAAAAAUAAAUUCUCCGGCGGACGAUCCGCGGAUGAUACAAUCGCGAAUAUUUCGUAAUAUUCGCGACGUUGUGAUCGACACUCGUCCGUGUUACUCGAAUUUACGAUUCGACGACAGCCACUUACGGCGAGUCGCAUGCCCCUCAUUUCUUUUUUUAUAUAAAACAAGGAUAAAAUAUAUUCGAAUCCUAAUCGCGUGUCGAUUUCGCAAGUGGUUUCGCGCCGCUAAGCAUUCCAGCGUUUGAAGCUAUUUGCGAGUCUUUUAUCUAUUCUCAACGUGUUUCGUCACACAGUCACUUUUCGGUCAAGGUAAUGUCGACUUUAAUUAGCUAUUGCAAUACUCUUCGACGAUCCGCCGAUCGGGACAUCCUGUCCUUCACGCCUUCGCGUGAAGCAAAAGAACUUGCUUGGAUUACCAUACCCGAGUCACCCAGUAUAAUCCAUGCGACAUUAAAACCCCUGCGACAUUAAAAUGGCAUAACAACGCCACGGACGGCAGGUACGCGCGUACGAGUCUUAUCUUUCACGCUCUCGAUUAAAGUGGAGAUGUAGUGACUUUUAAAAAUCCGGCUUUUACCGCCACUCGACUCAUCUGAAGGGCACACUUGACGGUGGGGAAAGGAGGGAUUGGAAAGGAGAGGAGGAGUGAUAUAAAAUUAAAAAGCCAGGCCGACAACGAUUAUUCGUUUUAAAACGGCUCGCGUACGGAGAGGCACACUCUUUUUUCCCUUUUCUUCCCAAAGGCGACAGUCUGUCCGCGUCUCUGUCGCGUUAAAUGUCAAACAUUCCUCUUUUUGAGGCAGCAGUUAGUAAUUUCACUUCCACUCGCGCGCGCUCGCGCGUAAUCCACUUUCACGAAACCGGUAUUGUGGUGCGCGACACUCGCACGGGGAUCACGGCGACGGCGGCGGCGGCGGCGGCGGCGGCGGCGGCGGCUCGCUGGUGUUCUCGAGAACAUCGAAAAUUGUCAAACCGGUCGGUCAAUCGGACCUGUCGCGAAACUCCGCUGGUUUCCGCGCGACAGCCGGCUCUCGCUGUUUUCGUUUCCGCAUUGGAAGCUCUCGUAGUCUCGUAGGGUUGACAGUGGACGUACCUGUGCAGAUGUCGCGUGUCGGUUUCAUGUGUUACACGGUGCGCUGAGGAUCGAGGACCGAAGGUGGAAAACCGUAGUGCGGGGGACGCCUCUCGGUGGAAUUUCUUUAGCCAACUUCAGCGAAACGCUCGAGAUGGAAACGUGCUGGCUCGCGGUGUGGAUGCUGCUCGUCUGUUUCAUAGGCGACGCGCGGCCGCAGUACAGGGACAAAAAUAUAAGCACGGCGGAGACGAGCGCGGUACAGGCGCUCUUGGCCCGGUAUCUUCAGCGUCGUCUUCAGGGCUCUCAGCUGUCGACGCCGCCGCCGCCGUCGGUCCUCUUCAGUAACGAUCACCGGGCCCGCGUGAGACAGGCCAGCCAGAGGUCACCCAGCAACAGUCUCUCGCAAAAUGUCAGCGACAAGGACGGGGACCAACACGUCUCUGACGAUUACGACGAUUACGAGGACGACCUCGAGGGCUACGAGGACAGCGAAAGGAGCAGGACCAGAUUCGACCUCCUGGCGGACGACUGUUCGAACUGCGUGGACGAGCACAGCAGCAGCUUGGCGGCUUCAAGAUGGACGAUGCCGCUGCUAAAGCUGGGCGAGAAGAGAUACUACCUAGGGAUCUUCUUCAAGGCGAACUGGUACAGAGCCUCGCAAUAUUGCCGUUAUCACGGGAUGCAUCUGGCGAGCAUAGCCUCGCAGGAGGAGAACGACAGGCUCGAGAAGCAUAUCAAGGACUUCGGACUCGGCCAUGAGCAUUUUUGGACCUCCGGCACCGAUCAGGCCGAGGAGGGUACUUUCUUCUGGAUGGCCAACGGCAGGCCGAUCACCUUUGAGAACUGGAACGUCGGCGAGCCGAAUAAUUUCCGAUACGAGAACGGCGAGGAGGAGCACUGUCUCGAGCUCUGGAACAGGGACGGCAAAGGGCUCAAGUGGAACGACAGCCCCUGCAGCUUCGAGACUUUCUUCGUCUGUGAAGUGCAGUGAUCAAUUCGCGGGACAGGCCGGAGGGACUCGGAUGCGCGGGCAGUGGCCAGGGGUAUUCGCCUGUCCUCGAGGAUCACCUCGAGGAAGCUGCGUGUGACAUUCUCAUCGGUCGGCCGUUCGUUUCGGUGGACUUGGCGAGGCAGAGAAAUUUGACGUGACGUGUGCGCUCGGACUGGAAAUGACGCGCGAUUAGCCGUUCGCUACCACUGUCACGUUUCGCGCCCCGGAAUUCACGAGAAUGUGACGAGAUGCAUUUGUGUGUCUGUGUAUGUGCGUGUUUGUUUGUUGUGUGACCGUGAGUACGUACGUGCAAAAUGACGUCCGACUCGGUCGGUUCUUCUCUCUGUAAAAAGAACCACUCCGGCCGACUGACCGAGCGUCGGGCCGUCUUUCGAAUUAAAAGUCGAACGCGUAACAAAUAGCUGUGUACUUCCGCGAGAAGUCUCUUUCGUGGAUCGGUAAAUCGGGAGGAAGAGUGAGAUGUUAUUGAUGAAGAAGACGAUAAUUCGCAAUCGAGCCAGCGAUGCAAGCAACUCGUCGAUCUUCUGCACGAAGUAAUUCAUUAAGUGGAACAACUUCACUCUCCGUUGUUCGGUCAUUUAAAUUUCACGACGUUGACUUUUGAGAAGAGAGAGAGAGAGAGAGAGAGAGAGAGAGAGAGAGAGAGAGAGAAGAGGGAGGAAAAAGAAAGAAACGGUAAUAGAAACGAUCUCGCGCGAAUGAAUUCAAACUUAGACACAUCAGCGUUUCGAGACGCUUGUUCGCACGUUUCUUUCGGCAAAAUUGAGCGCAGCUUCUGCCUGACGAGAUACUUCGAUUCUCCAGAGAGAGAAGCUGUCGCGUACCGAUCUUUUUCACGAUCGAAGAAUCGAUCGGCAAAUAUCAACGGCGCGGCUGCUAUUUCAGGAGUGGAUGACAAAGGAGCGGCGUUAGUGCGAUAUAUAAUAUCGCUAUCGCGAAUUAUUUUUGCAAAUCUCCCCUGUGCAAUUUAUAUGGAAUCGCUGCUAAAUUCAUCCGCUCGUCCAUCCUUUGAUCGCAACAAACUUUCGAGUUUCUGACGCGAUGCUGACACCACGUAUCGAUUAAUCAACUAUCCAAUGAAACGUAGGUCAUAUAGUAGGAGUUAACACACGUCGUUGUUAUUAAUUAUUAUUACUAUUAUUAUUAUUAUUAUUAUUAUUAUUAUUGCACAAAUCGCUACGUCGACACAUGUGACACGGGCAUUUGUUAGUUCAUGUGUGUCUACUCGCAGAGAUAUUCCGCAGACGUAUCCUCUUGCGGAUGUAUUUUCGCAUGUGAAAUCAAAUCAAGCAACGUUACCUAGCGGUUAAGCGACAGAAUUAAUUCGCCAACUUUUCGCGAAUAUCACGGAGCAGGUGAUCGAGCGAAGCUCUAUUCCCUUCGACACAGCCACUAAUCUAAGCUCGACCGUAUCUUAAUUUCUUGUACUUUAACAAUUUAUAUCAAUACACGUACGUAACAUACAUGUAUAUAUAGGUAUGCAGAUUGCGUGUGUGUGUGUGUGUGUGUGUGUGUGUGUUUUGUACUGGGCACACAUACAUUUGUUAAAUAGAUAGUGACCUGUGCCGCGCAUAAUGCUAGUUGCUAGUAUCACACGAACAGACCAAAAGACUCUCGCGAUGCUGCAACGCGCGCGUCGGUAUUCGAGAGAGAGAGAGAGAGAGAGAGAGAGAGAGAAGCAGUCGUUCAAGAGUUCAAGUACUUACCAUGUAUAUUCACCGUUAGAGAUUUCUCCGUAAAAUGCACUUUGAUAGGCAGCAUCGCACUCGUAACCGUUAUCAUCCAUGGCGAUUCUGAACACUCGUCGAAAGAUAACGGCCGGGCCGUUUAACGUGCGUUUACGAUCUUCGGAAUAUUAACUUGAAUCUCGCUUGAAAUCCGCGGAGAGAGAGAGAGAGAGAGAGAGAGAGAGAGAGAGAGAGAGAGAGAGAAGUUGGAACUCUGAGAGUCUCGGUUCUGCAUUUUUCAGAUUCUCAGUUUCCAUCCAGCACUUAAGGUACUCGAAUAUUAAUUUUCUGGAAUAUUUAACAUUGUGGAACAUUUGAAAUAUCAAGGACUUCAGCUCCUCGACAUCUCUCCGAAUAUUUCUCGUUGGACUUUAAUUCCCGAAAUUUUCACUCUUUACGUUCUGAUACGGAUAACAGAAUUAUUUUCUUCCACCAACUUCAACAAGUGAAUUUUACUUCAGCAGGCUUUUAAUUCUGUUACGGAUUUUGAUCGCGUUAUGUUGAAAGUUAAAAAGCCAUCAUGAAUAAUGAACUUCCUUGACAUUUUCGCCACGGAAGAGUUGUUAAUAAUUCUCACGAGAAACAGCGCUGUGCAAAUAAUGAGCGCAAAUUAUAGAACAGCCCCUACAUGUUCGACAUUAUAACGGCCGCGAUGUACAUUAAUUAGGUCGCGGUAUAAAUAAGCGUUGUAAUAGAUCCCGUACGAGCGGUAGUUGGCUCCCGUGGCAAAUGAAACGAGAAUUCGUCGUUGUAUUCUAUGUAUAUUCGCCGUACCGUUAGAAAUUUCAAAGAGGAAGUGUGCGUGAGAGAGAGAGAGAGAGAGAGAGAGAGAGAGAGAGAGAGAGAGAGAGAGAGAAACGGCGUUGUACAUGGCAUUAUUUAGCGUUAAAUAAUAAAUCAAAACUAUACCUCGAUACAUCGAUACUUUAAAUCACUGUAUCUGUCCGUUAAGAUGCAUUUAAAGAAAAAUCUGACGAUUAAACACUCGUCUUUUCCGACCGCCAUCCUUUCUGCUUAUUUGCUAGUAAAUAACCGCAAUUCAUGACGCACUUUCGUACAGUACAUAAUUAUUGGAAAUCGGUUUUGUAUCGUAUCACAUGUGUCUCUUAAUUAAUUUAUUUAUUCGCUAUGUUUGGCGAUAAACUCCGAGCCGUGUGAUGUUAUUAUUCUAUUAUCGUAAUCAUGCACCAGCGGAAUUUCGAUAUUUAUAAACAACGCGCGUCUUUUUGAUAAAAUACGAGAGUUCUCUCGAAGAGACGCGUGUGAGUAGAAUUUUUAUUAUCUUAUUGCGAUUAUCGUGUUGCGUAUUGUUGAGCUUAGAGAAAGAAGGAGAUGGAGAAAGAAAGAAAGAUGUAUACGUUAAAAUGAUGGGAAUUUGCCCCGUCAUCCCGUAACGUUCGAUAGCGAUCGCUGAUUUUCCAUGUUUCAUCGUUAAACUCGAUGAAAAAAAAAAAAGAAAGAAAACAAGAAAGCAGAAACAAGAAAUUAAUCACUAAAAAGAACUCUUUUGCGGUGAAAUGGACGUGACACCGUGUCACUAUCGAAGUAAAAGAACCGCACCGUUGCACUGUGAAACAAUAUCCGAAGUGUCCGAUUGUUAAUUUCGUUAUCCUAUCAAAUAUCCGGUGUAUUUAAUAUUUGAUCGGAUAUUUGAUCGGAUAACAAAAUUAACAAUCGGAUAUUUCUGAUAUUUUCCUCCGUGUGCAUUUCAACGCGAACGUUUUUCUUACUCCGUGCAAGAGUGCAUCGAUUUGGCGAAUCUCGACAACAGCAAAAUUUGAAGACACCGAGAUAUUAUUCCCGGCGCAGCGGACAUUUUUCCAAAGCUCCGCCAAGAGAAUCCCGCGAGUUCCAGGGGUCUUAAUCAAGACGCGACGUUAAUACUCCGCUCGUCACAUCCCGCAAAGGAAUUGAAUUUAUUUCGGAGACCCGCCUCGAGAUAUACAAUAAUGCCGAGGUAAUGACGCGCACAGACAUUCGUAGCGUCGGAUAAUCCGAUGCAAACGCGAAAGCCAUGUCGACACGCUAUUAGCCGACGCGCGCAGAAGAAGGAAACCCGAUGCCCCGGCUUAAUGGAAGCUGCUGCGCGAUGUAACCGUGGUCCCGUAACGAAUCUUUCCGGCCGACAUGAGCUGUGCUCCGUCGGCGUUUCCGUCGGCGAGACCCGCCUCCUCACUUGUAUCCGCCACUUCCGCUGCUCGUCCGGAUUGACAGAACCAAUUAGUAGCUCCGUCGAUUUUUUCCUAUUUCUGGGAAACAACAAUCGCCCCUCGCGAGGGGGCUGAGGCUGGAAGGAAACAGCACCGGCUCGUUUGAAAGGGUCGUCGGAAGGGACGGACGGACAGACGAGAGGCCGGGGGCUUCGGUAAUGAGAGAGACGCUUCGUCGAUAGACGUAGACAUAACGUUGUUAACGCAAGUCGCGUUACCGUAAUCGAGCGGAACAUAGUCGCGCGUCGCGCGGACUCGCUUCUGCAAUUUUCCACGGGCCAGGGAAAAUUGCGCUGCAGCAUCGAAGCGUAUUACACGCAGCCACAAUUAACACAGAGAGGAGGCAAAUACGCGCGCAUAGAAGGAGAAUGAAGGAGGGAAGAGGGGAAGCAGACGAAUCUACGCGAAAUUCAUUACUGACGCGGCUGUUAAAACCGUGAAGAUGAAACAUUCAUAACUAUACGCGCGCGCGCGCGCAAUUGUUUCCCGCUCGCCUAUUUUAUACACGGGCUUGGAAAACACGCGUGAUAUCGUUUGCGCAAUUGUGUCUGUGUGUGUGUGUGUGUGUGUUAUCACCCGUGAUAACACGGCCAUUGGGCGCCGGGUAAACAUUUUUCGCGUAUUUCAGCCUGUCCCCGUUCCCUCUCAUCGGCCGCGCGAGCGCGAUUCACCGGCUAAUUAUUCACCGGUCCGCUCGACCGUUUGGCAGGUAUGGCCCGAAAAGAGAAACAAAAAGUAAAGCAGACGAGGAGAAGGAAAAAGCAGGGAGAAGCGAGAUGAAACGAGGGGCGGAGGGAACGAGACGCGGCACUUUGGCUGCAUUUAGAUCUGUUUUCUUCGAGAGAACGUCGCGUUGGGUCCGUCCACUGUAACGAGCAAUUUAUGCCACCGGGACUUUAUUUAGAUGGCAAUAAAUGCAGAUUCGCCGAAGGAGCGGCCGCGGUGGCUCCAUAGGGAAACCGUAAAGUAUACCGUAAUGUGCAACAACGCGCGUACAAUGCAGCGAUGGGGACGCGUUUGUUUUUCAUGGUUUGUUUUUCACGGCGAGCGGGCAUCCUCCCCCCUCCCUCCCCCCCCGCCCCGAACCGUCGUAAUGCGGCAUACCGCGUGAAAUCUUUGACGUUGCCUGCCCGUCUUGCAUGUUUGGGGAGUGUAAAACGGUUCCGAUGCAAUGAGACAAGCUACAGGCGUUGAGUCAAUUAAACUCUCUGCUGAAUAAAAUAAUUAAAAUUAACUUGGAGUGAAUAACGAAGAUCGACCGUUUUAAAUCGGCCGCUUCGGUCCGAUCGAUCAGACGCUGAUUAAUAAUUAAUUUCGUCAGUUGAUUAAACAUUUGUAAUUGCACAUAUGACUAUGGAUUAAUUCUGAUCGUUGGCCUGCUGAUUAUUUUAGCCAAUCACGAUUCGGGCCGAUUGACGCCCGAUAUUGAAAUACUUGCGUUCUCCUGGAGUUCUCCGUCGCAGCGUUGUGGCGAAUUUACUUUCCGUCGAGUUUCAGCGCGAUUGUACAAUCUUCUCGAAGAGAUCGUAGUUUCACGUAGUCAUCUCGACCCGCCGGUUGCGACGAGGAACGGACGAGAAAAUAAUCACGGUAACGUCGUUUCCACGCUGGACGCUGAGUCCGAGUAAAUUACGGUGCGAUCUCGCGAGUAAUGCGUUUCCAACGCGCGGCACGACUACUGUGUAAAUUCAAACUCGUGUAAAUUGCAAUCACGGGGAUACACGGCGCGUAUUGGUCAUUGUUUAAACAGAGAUCUAUUUUACCAGGAGAUUACAGCGCGCUCGCGGAGAUGAGAGCGUGGCGGGCCUCGAACGACGGCUCGCAAAAUAUAAAAAUCAAUUUGCAUUUGUUCAUUGAAAUAGCGCGCCGCUCAGAGGUAGCACGAUAACAGCCAGUUUGCAGCAGAAAUAUGUCUGCUUAUCUAAGUUCACCAGCACCAGCGGUUAUUUAUGCCAGUUACGCCCCCGCGUAAAAUCGAUGAACGUUAACGUUCCCGUUUUUCCACCUUUACCGGCGACUGAUGAACCAAGAUCGCGAUGUUUUCUAUAUGUUCCGUUAUUGAUAAUCCUAAUGAUAAUGAUUGUUAUUCGCAUACAUAAAUUCGAGUUUAUUAACUGAAUCACCGACGAGACCCAAAUCAAGUGUUUCACGAGAUUUAGAGUAGCAGAGAAAUCUCCUCGAGCGCUUACGCCCUCUUAGGAAUAUCACAGCUGGAAUACGAAGCUGUAGCUCGAAAUAAACAUAAAUCGUAAGCGAUAUGGAGCGAUGUGAAAAAGAAAUAUCGGAAAGUAUCAAGAAGGUAACUAACACUAAGCUUUUAUUUAAAUUAUACUCGAGAGAGAAGAACACACAUAUUCUUCAGGCCUGCGUAUUCCCCCCAUGGAUGAUCGUUGACACGAAUGGAUCGUUGCUGUUUCU
This is a messenger RNA of Harpegnathos saltator (Jerdon's jumping ant), 8706 nucleotides long. Its product is annotated as low affinity immunoglobulin epsilon Fc receptor. The record is from RefSeq and is a predicted model, not a curated record. Bases 1491 to 2330 code for a protein of 279 amino acids. NCBI's taxonomy places the organism in Eukaryota, Metazoa, Arthropoda, Insecta, Hymenoptera, Formicidae. The transcript has 6 exons.